This is a messenger RNA of Lodderomyces jiufengensis, 924 nucleotides long. It is a transcript of the gene SER2, whose product is annotated as phosphoserine phosphatase. The transcript has a single exon. Gene Ontology annotation, molecular function: L-phosphoserine phosphatase activity; magnesium ion binding. Gene Ontology annotation, cellular component: cytoplasm. Gene Ontology annotation, biological process: L-serine biosynthetic process; dephosphorylation. The record is from RefSeq and is a predicted model, not a curated record. Bases 1 to 924 code for a protein of 307 amino acids. NCBI's taxonomy places the organism in Eukaryota, Fungi, Ascomycota, Pichiomycetes, Serinales, Debaryomycetaceae.
AUGUCGGAAGAAAUUUCUUGUGUAAUUACAAUGAUAUCUCAUGGUGACGAUAUUAUAGAUAUAACUUCUGAAGAUGUACAAGACUUUAUAAGUUUCGAUUUGCAUCUCGAAACUGACAUUGCACUUCACAGUUAUAGAUGUCAAGAAUGGUAUGUCAAUAUAAAAUCAUCUGAAUUUAAUUCAAUACUACAAAAAUGUAAAUCAAAUUGUGUUGGUAAAGAUUAUGACUUAAUAUUACAAAAAUCUGAAGAUCAAAAGAAUAAAAAAUUAUUUGUAUUUGAUAUGGACUCAACUUUAAUAUAUCAAGAAGUUAUUGAAUUGAUUGCAAGUUAUGCAAAUAUAGAAGAUAAAGUUGCAGAAAUAACGGAAAGAGCAAUGAAUGGAGAAUUGGAUUUUAAUGAAAGUUUAAAAGAAAGAGUACAGCUAUUGAAAGGUAUAGACUCAACGAAUAUAUGGAAAGAAUUGAAAGAAAAAAUUGAAAUUACAAAUGGUGUAAAACCUUUGGUUAAAGCUUUGAAAAAACUUGGAUGUACAUUAGCCGUUUGUUCUGGUGGUUUCACACCAUUAGCUGAACAUAUAAAAGAAGAAUUAGGAUUAGACUACGCAUAUGCAAAUAAUUUAGGAGUUGAUGAAAAUUUAAUCUUAAAUGGUGAAACAAUAGGAAGAAUAGUCAAUGGUGAUAUAAAAGCAGAAUUAUUAUUAGAAAUUGCUAAAAAGCAUAAUAUAGAUCCUAAACAAGCAGUAGCUAUUGGUGAUGGAGCAAAUGAUUUGAAAAUGAUGUCUGUUGCAGGUUUUGGUAUUGCUUGGAAUGCAAAACCGAAAGUUCAAUUAGAAGCUCUUGCUUGUUUAAAUACUAAAUCUUUAUUAGAUGUUUUAUAUAUUAUGGGGUAUAAUGAAAAACAAAUUGAAGAAUUAAUAAAAUAG